GUUAUCCAUCCGAUGGCCUCGGCAUGAACAGCGUCCACUGUUCGGAUCUGAUCUCAUGCAUUGCGACGAUGGAGAUAGGGAAUGUGUGUAUGAAAUUGGGUGGAUGCAAAAGUUCCCAUGUCCACAUUUGUGGACGGUGCAAAAAUUUAAGUGGGAAUGUGAGGCAACUACAGAUGGAUUUGGACAGACUUAGUGAACAGGCAAGAUCAGGACAGAGCUUAAACAGAAGUUGUUCGAGAAACUCCGCAGGUCUAGUAACAUUUGUGCAGAGAAAGCAGAGUUAACGUUUCAAGUCCAGUUCUUCACACCGUAAUGUGGAACACUACAGAACGUAACGUGGAAACGUGAGGUUAUCUACUUUGGUAGGAGAAACAGAUGUGCGUAUUAUUUUUAAAACGGAUAUUUUAGGAUCUGGCCAUGUCGAGGCUGCUAAGGUGUUUCCCUUCUCCUUUUCUUCGUGGAAAGCUGCCUGUGUUAGCGGAGUGCUCCCGCUGGAUUCCUGUCCGUCCCAUAGGCAGCGCCCCAUCUAAGGAGGGCAAUGAAAAUAACCGGACACAAUUCCCUCUGAAAAGAUGGAAAGAUAAUGCAGAAACAGUGAUUAUCGGAGGUGGCUGUAUUGGAGUUAGCCUGGCUUAUCAUCUUGCCAAAGCUGGGAUGAAAGAUGUGAUUUUGCUGGAAAAGUCGGAGCUAACAGCUGGCUCUACGUGGCAUGCAGCUGGUUUAACAACAUAUUUUCAUCCUGGGAUCAAUUUGAAGAAAAUUCAUUACUACAGCAUCAAACUUUAUGAAGCUUUGGAGGAAGAGACUGGUCAGGCAGUCGGCUUUCAUCAGCCUGGCAGUGUUCGGAUUGCUACCACCCCAACACGAGUGGAUGAAUUUCAUUACCAAAUGACCCGGACACGGUGGAAUGUAACACCACAGUUUUUGAUUGGGCCAGAGAAGGUGCAGGAAAUCUUCCCUCUGAUAAAUAUUGACAAGGUUCUUGCUGGGUUGUAUAAUCCUGGAGAUGGCCACAUUGACCCUUAUUCACUCACCAUGGCUUUAGCAGCUGGAGCAAGGCAGUAUGGAGCUGAGCUGUAUUAUCCUGUUGCAGUAACUGGUCUUUCAUCAAGAUCUGAUGGAACAUGGGAUGUGGAAACACCAGACGGUAUUAUUCGUGCAAACCGAGUAGUGAACUGUGCAGGAUUCUGGGCUCGUGAAAUUGGAGAUAUGAUUGGUUUGGAGCAUCCCCUUAUCCCUGUCCAUCAUCAGUAUGUCAUCACAGCAACAGUCCCAGAGGUGAAGGCACUGAAACACGAGCUUCCUGUUCUCCGUGAUUUGGAAGGGUCGUAUUAUUUGCGGCAAGAACGUGAUGGUCUGCUGUUUGGUCCCUAUGAAGUUCAGGAGAAAAUGAAAAUACAGGAGUCUUGGUUGACGGAUGGUGUCCCCCCAGGAUUUGGCAAGGAACUUUUUGAAUCGGAUUUGGAUAGAAUCAUGGACAAUGUUGAAAAUGCUAUGGAGAUGGUCCCAGUUUUGAGAAAAGCAGACAUAAUUAACAUCAUAUCAGGCCCUAUCACAUACAGCCCAGACAUUCUUCCUAUGGCUGGACCACACCAGGGUGUCCGGAACUACUGGGUGGCUAUUGGCUUUGGAUAUGGAAUCAUUCAUGCUGGUGGGAUUGGAAAAUAUCUUAGCGACUGGAUUAUGGAUGGGGAGCCUGAUUUUGACCUCAUUGAACUCGAUCCCAAUCGCUUUGGAAAAUGGACGACAACCAAAUUCUCAUUGGCUAAAGCAAGAGAAUCAUAUGGGUUCAAUAAUGCCGUUGGAUAUCCCAAAGAAGAGAGGUUUGCGGGAAGACCAACAGAAAGAGUAAGUGGAAUUUAUGAAACCUUGAAAGCCAAAGGAUCCAUGGGGUUCCAUGCUGGCUGGGAGCAGCCACACUGGUUCUACAAACCUGGAGAUGACGCUGAAUACAGGCCAAGUUUUCAUCGCACAAACUGGUUUGAACCAGUUGGAAGAGAGUGUAAACAGGUCAUGGAAAAAGUAGGAGUAUUUGAUCUAACACCUUUUGGAAAGUUCAGUUUGAAGGGAAAGGACUCCGUUAAACUUCUGGACCGCCUCAUUGCAAAUGUUGUUCCAAAGAUGGGCUCUAUAAACAUCAGUCAUAUGAUUACACCAAGAGGGCGAGUGUAUGCUGAGGUAACAAUCAGCCACUUGUCAGAGGAGGAGUUCCUGCUGGUGACAGGAUCGGGGUCAGAGCUCCAUGACCUAAGAUAUAUAGAGGAAGAGGCAGUGAAUGGUGGCUAUGCAGUUGAGAUUCACAAUGUGACUGAUGAGAUCGGAGUGCUGGGUGUAGCAGGGCCAUUUUCACGGAUGGUCCUUCAGAAACUCACGACAGUAGACAUGAGUGGAACAGCGUUUAAGUUCCUGCAGUGUAAGCCUGUCACUCUGGCUGGUAUCCCCCUUACAGCUAUGAGGAUUUCCUACACAGGUGAGCUUGGGUGGGAGUUGUACCACAAACGACAAGACACUGCUGCCCUCUACACUGCCAUCAUGGAGGCAGGGCAGGAAUUUGGAAUUGACAACUUUGGAGCGUAUGCUAUGAACUCCCUACGACUUGAGAAAGCAUUCAGAGGCUGGGGAGCAGAGAUGAACUGUGACACAAACGCCUUUGAAGCUGGAUUGGACUAUUUCAUCAAGUUAAACAAGCCAAUCGACUUCAUAGGAAAACAGGCUUUGAUGAACAUCAAGAAGGAGGGUGUUCAGCGCAAAUUGGUGUACCUUACCAUGCAGACUGACAAUGUGGAUCCUGAAGGAAAUGAAAGUGUUUGGUAUGAAGAUAAGGUUGUAGGUAACACCACAUCUGGAGCCUACAGUUAUAACACUCAGCAGAGUGUGGCCUUCGCAUAUGUGCCUCUGGAGCUCAGCAAAAUAGGACAACAGCUAGAGGUGGAACUACUGAAUAAAAAAUACAAGGCAGUAAUCGUCCAGGAGCCACUGAUACUGACAGAGCCAACCAGGACUCGAAUGAAGAAGAAAAGCUCAAGUGCUUGAGGGACAGUAUUGUAUAAAGAGAAAGCAACUCUGUAUCAUAUUUUGGUAGGGUAUUAACCAUUUCUAUUAAGCCCUAUUUCAUCUGGGACCAAGCUUCUAUUUACUCACACUUCCCUGCCUGGAUAUGCAGACCCCAGCAAAAUGGCCUUGUUGCAGAAAACAUAAAACAGCCGCUGCUGUCCCAUAGUGUGAGUCUCAGAACUUUUGAAUACUAAGUGGGUAAGUAUGCCUGUGUUUACACAACACCUUAUAGCCCUGAUCUCUACCUUGUUUAAAGGAGACUUUACAAAUUUCAAACACAGCAUUUAAUGUGAAAAAAUAAAUAAGACUGAUUAUAAAACUUGCUGCAAUUUUACAAUUGGGAAGUUUUUUUAAGGUGAAUUGACUGUUGCAUUGAAUAACUUUUACUUUCAAUGUGUCAGUCACUUGCUGUGAAAAUGCUUUACCCAAGUGGAAGUAAUACAAUGGAAGUUCGGUUAUUUUAUAAAGUCACAUGUAUCAUUAUCAUUCCUUAACUGAAUUCCAACUAAUGCUAGAUGGUUGGAAGUUAUUUUGCCUUCACAGGAAAGAAAAAUUCAAAGCAGUAUUUGAUUUUUAUAUUUUAAUAUAAGCUGAAAUCAUAACUGAACGAUGUGAAAGAAAAGUCCAAUUAUGUUGCAUCGAUCAACAAUACUCAGUGACAGAUAUAAAUAUGAGAUCUUGAAUUUCAGCUCUUCCAUUGGGUGCUGAGAUAUGCCACCAUUCUGGAAAUUGAUAAGGUACCUCUAAAGGAAGUUUUCACUUCUCUGAACCAUGAGUUCAGAUACUUCAGUGUGCUGCUGAAAAGGUAUAACAAAAUAGCAAAAACUUCUCUAAAUGAAACCAUUUGUUUAAAGUUCCAAGGUUUUCCAAGGUCAAACAUCCACAACAUCAACAUGAUCAGGAACUGUUCUGAACAAGUCAGGAAAUGGUCGAUGACCAUCAAAUGAUAGGGUGGCCUACUUCUAGGUUUCAAAACUAAAGCCUUGACUUUAAUUUGGGCCUUGAACUAGAUGGGUGAUACAUGCAGUUGGUAAUCCAUUCCUUGCACGUUCUUCCUUGCUUCAGCAUGAGUGCAACAAUGAAUGGAAAGGAAUUUCUGCCUGAGUAAUCGCAAAUGUUGCAGCAAAUCCAUCCUGUUAUGAACUGAAAUGAUGCAAUCCACAAAUAUCCUGAUAUAUUAAUUGAUUUUUGUUCAGAAAUGGAGCAAUGGUGUGAAAACAAAUUGCCAGUCACCUUCCUUUAGAUAAAAUGCCAGCAGUAAGUUAGUCUGAACAGGGAGGCUUGAGAGAUAUCUCACAGCUCCUGGUGGUUAGACAAAGUGGGCAAUAACAAUGUGAUGUUUACAUCAUCAGAAACAGAUACUUAAAAGUCAGAGGAUUGAGAAAUGAUAAGAACAACUUGUAGGCAUACUGAUCAGUGUCCCUUUAGUACUACAGCAAGUGAUACUUUUACUCAUGAAAAUGGUAACUGUCAUAAGUUUUUAAAAACCUGUUAUAACUACUGUGAAUGUUUGUCUGAUUUAAUAGGAAUAGCAGAGGAGGUGAUUUGAGAACAAAUGUUUCCUUGUAAUUUGAAACAUAAAAUGUGAACUAAUUUGUAUUAAGUAGAAGAUUAAUUACUUAGUCUGUUGUAUUGUAUUUAUUUAAAACAAUUCAACAUAUUUGCAUUAAUGCCUUACAAAUAAACUUGUUUUUUGGAA
This is a messenger RNA of Rhincodon typus (whale shark), 4753 nucleotides long. It is a transcript of the gene dmgdh, whose product is annotated as dimethylglycine dehydrogenase. The record is from RefSeq and is a predicted model, not a curated record. The coding region runs from base 418 to 3033 and encodes 871 amino acids. Gene Ontology annotation, cellular component: mitochondrion. The transcript is spliced from 17 exons. Gene Ontology annotation, molecular function: oxidoreductase activity; protein binding. NCBI's taxonomy places the organism in Eukaryota, Metazoa, Chordata, Chondrichthyes, Orectolobiformes, Rhincodontidae.